This is a messenger RNA of Botrytis deweyae, 696 nucleotides long. RefSeq lists its product as uncharacterized. The transcript is spliced from 2 exons. The record is from RefSeq and is a predicted model, not a curated record. NCBI's taxonomy places the organism in Eukaryota, Fungi, Ascomycota, Leotiomycetes, Helotiales, Sclerotiniaceae. The coding region runs from base 1 to 696 and encodes 231 amino acids.
AUGGGAUAUUAUCUCACCUCUCUUCUCGUACUUGCGAGCGCUGUAUCAGCAGUUGUCGUUCCAGCCAACUCUUCUAUUGUAGCAGCAGACCCAGUAGCAGGGAUACCCGUUGCUAUAACUCCCCAUCCAUUCUUUAGCAGCUCAAUCGGAGUUCUUGGCUGUAUGAUUAACACUAACCGUGUUGCAUACUGGCCUACAUGGCCUGAUUGCGGUGCUAGUAUAUGCGUGCAGGUAUCUUACGGCGGACGGUCCGUCAACUUGCUUCAUAUCGACCAUUCGGGUGGAGCACAUGAUAUAUCUUAUGAUGCGUGGAAUUACCUUUACACAGGACAGUCUGCUACAGUAAAUCCGGAACAAGGAGGCAGUAUAUCCGCUACAUAUGUCACGCAGCCCAUGUCGGCUUGCUCGGAUCUGAUUUUGUCUCCAGAUCAGAAAUUACCAUUCUCCGCCGCAAAUUCGAUGAAUUACAUUUCAAACUGCACACUUGCAGGGUCAAAUUGGAUUUCACAGAAUAACGGACUGUGGAACAUUGCAACAAGUUCCUGUACACUCGGGGUAGAUGAAGAAUGCACAUUAGACUUGAAGACAAGCAACCUCCCUGUCUGUCCAUCUGGUUUGGGCCUGCAGACACCGUUGACUUCAAUGCCAGUUUUUGAUCUGGAAUACGGCACCGGAAAAUCUGUUUUGGCCUUGUAA